This is a messenger RNA of Caretta caretta (loggerhead turtle), 3072 nucleotides long. It is a transcript of the gene PDLIM7, whose product is annotated as PDZ and LIM domain 7. Gene Ontology annotation, biological process: muscle structure development; heart development; actin cytoskeleton organization. Gene Ontology annotation, molecular function: muscle alpha-actinin binding; actin binding. The record is from RefSeq and is a predicted model, not a curated record. Gene Ontology annotation, cellular component: adherens junction; Z disc; stress fiber. NCBI's taxonomy places the organism in Eukaryota, Metazoa, Chordata, Testudines, Cheloniidae.
GCCCUGAGCCGCUGCCCCGGCGGGUUGUUCUGGGCCCUGGUCUCCACCCGCCUCAGCGGCCGAGGGUCGUUGCAGCUGCUCGCCGGGGUCCUCCUUCCUGCUGCUCGGGGGAAGGAGCCUUUUAGUCUCGCCCCGGCUGUGUCUGGCUCCGGCUUCGGGGCCGCUGCCCGUCCUGGCACCGGGACACACCUGGCCACGCUUCCCAGCCUGCCUGGCCCGGCGAACCAGCACAGGGAAUGUCUGACAUGAAGCAAUUGCUCUGGAGUAUCCCUCCCAGCCCCCAGCCCGGAUGAGCAGCCAGAGGAGCAUGCCGCUUCAGAAAUGAGCAGCAUGGACUCCUAUAAAGUGAUGCUGGAUGGGCCGGCGCCCUGGGGAUUCAGGCUGCAGGGGGGCAAGGACUUCAACAUGCCCCUCUCCAUCUCCAGGCUGACCCCCGGUGGCAAGGCAGCCCAGGCCGGUGUGGGAGUGGGCGACUGGGUGCUGAGCAUCGAUGGGGAGAACACCAGAAGCAUGACUCACAUCGAAGCACAGAACAAGAUCCGUGCCUGCGGAGACCAGCUUUCCCUCAGCCUGAGCAGAGUCCAGUGCCUCCUGGGGAAGCCACACAAGGAUUCAUUCCCCUGCUCUCAGCCCCCGAAAUAUAACUUCGUUCCUAGUACUACCCUCAACAAAACGGCACGGCCCUUCGGGGCCAGUCCCACGCCCAACUCGCUGCCUGGGCUGGUGACGAAACCUGUGACGUACUCGGCCCCCGCGCCCGCCUCCACCCCCCAGCACAAUGGGUGCAGAACCCUGACAAGUCAGGUCGGUGCCGGCCCCAGCCCACCAGAGGGGAAAACUCAGCCCCGUGGAGACCUGGGCCGCUCCUAUGUGGAGGAUGAGCACGCUCUGCGGCUAAUGAGCCCCCCAGUCGGCCUGCCCAAUGACUCCAGCAAAAAGCGGCUGAUUGAGGAUACGGAGGACUGGCAGCCUCGUACUGGCACCACCCAGUCCCGCUCCUUCCACAUCCUGGCCCAGCUCACGGGCACAGAGUUCAUGCAAGAUCCAGAUGAUGAGCAUGUUAGAAAAGCCAGCCAGGUGUCUGGGCUGGACCUGUCUUCGGUGACUGUGCUGAAGGUGGAGCCUGAUCACGGUUCUGCAGCCCCCAGGGCCCCAGCUGCUCCAGGCCCUGCCAGCCGCCCGCCCUGGGCUGUGGAUCCUUCCUUUGCUGAGCGCUAUGCCCCCGACAAGACCAGCACCGUGCUGAGCAAGCACAGCCAGCCGGCCAUGCCCACGCCCAUGCAGAACCGCAGCUCCAUUGUCCAGGCCGCGCAGCAGCCCCCCGAGGGCAGCAGCAAAACCCCCAUCUGCUACCAGUGCAACAAGGUCAUCAGGGGCCGCUACCUGGUGGCGCUGGGGCAUUACUACCACCCGGAGGAGUUCGCAUGCUGCCAGUGCAGGAAGGGGCUGGAUGAGGGGGGCUUCUUCGAGGAGGGGGGCUCGGUCUUCUGCCCCAAGUGCUACGACACGCGCUACGCUCCCAGCUGUGCCAAGUGCAAGAAGAAGAUUGGUGGGGAGAUCAUGCACGCCCUGAAGAUGACCUGGCAUGUGCAGUGCUUCACCUGCGCCGCCUGCAGAACUCCCAUCCGCAACCGCGCCUUCUACAUGGAGGAGGGGCAGCCCUACUGCGAGAGAGACUACGAGAAGAUGUUCGGCACAAAAUGCCGUGGCUGCGACUUCAAGAUUGAUGCUGGUGACCGGUUCCUGGAGGCACUGGGGUUCAGCUGGCAUGACACCUGCUUUGUCUGUGCGAUCUGCCAGGUCAGCCUGGAAGGGAAGACGUUCUACUCAAAGAAGGACAAACCCCUCUGCAAGAGCCAUGCCUUCUCCCAUGUGUAAGGGGAGGCUCCAGCUGCCACACCGCACACGUUGGCCCUGCACGCAUCUCUGUCUGCCCCUUCUCUCUUGCUCCAUGGGGCCCCAGGGAGAAGGGGUUGGAGCCACCCCUCUCUCUGCCACCUCUGGCCUGGGCAGCACCUUGCUCUGGCCUACCUUAUAGGCAAAGCUGAGCCUGCUGCUCUCUUGACCCUCAAUGGCCUGUCUUCUCUCUGGAUUAUGUGCCCCCUGCCCCUCUGGUGGUCUCAGCUGGGCCACCUGUCCCCUCCCUUCUGUACCCACAACCAGCUGAGCCAGGCACCUCACCUGGGGGCUAGACCUAUUCCAUGCUGAGCCCAAAGGUGGGAGAGGCUUGCUGGAGCAGGGCUGCUCUGACCCUAAGAGGUGACCAGCCUGGGUGCCAGCUGGAUCUAUCCUUCCCACCCCCUGCCCCAUGCCUGGGACUGGUGCCUCUCACCUAGCUAGGCUGCUAGCUCGCUGGAAGCUGUGGUGUGGAUGAGAGAAUCCUGCAGGGUUGCUCUGUUUCCCUCUUACCAGGGGCCAUGGCUCAGCAUCUCCCUGGCCUUGCUGCAAGCCCCCAGGCUCAUUGUGCAGGGAGCCCUUGCUUCAUGGGCAGGACACAAGUACAGUCCCCGAGCCCAGGCCUGCUUGGUGCCUGCUCUUGGUUGUCCUGGAAGGAGCUAGUCCACACCAGCCACAUGGCCACAGCGAAAACUACUGGCCUUGUUCCCUGCUACCACACAGCUGCUAUCCUUCCUGGACCACACGCCUAUCCUGGCCCCACAGCCCCAUGCUGGGCCUGUGCUGAGAGGUGCGGUGGGUCUCUGCCCCUGGGCUAUCCAGUGCCCUCGGUGAAGGCUUUUCCCAGCUCCAGGCCUACCAUGGCCCAGGCUGAGGCAGACUUGCUGCCCCUGUGGGACUGACCUGGACUCUGCAAACGGGGAGGUGAGGGGAAGCUGAAACCUGUCUGGAAGAGGAAGCCCUUCACCCUGCCUGCAGAAGCUGCUAGCUACUUCACUGGUGGGGCUGCGGGGCAAGGAGCUGGGCCCUCUACGAAACAGGCAUCGACGGGUCAUGACCUGGGAAGUGAGUUUGCUGGCAGCUUGGCCGCCUUGCCCAGAGCUGCCCUGCCUGUGUGGGGCAGUGCUUGGUGUAGCCACAGUGCUUUUAGUGCCUUAAUAAACACGUCUCCGGCAA